Molecule: messenger RNA, 740 nt
Organism: Labeo rohita (rohu)
Lineage: Eukaryota; Metazoa; Chordata; Actinopteri; Cypriniformes; Cyprinidae
Exons: 7
Coding region: 75-740 (221 amino acids)
Cellular component (GO): membrane
Source: RefSeq, a predicted model, not a curated record
CUGAGACUCACAGACGUGCCACACAAGUCUAGAAGGUUUGGCCUUUGUUACCUACCACAUCUGUUAGCUGCAGCAUGACUCUGACAGUGUCUCGGGGUGAAGGUUUGACUGUCAUCACCGUCACCUCAAACCCAAAGAGCAAAUGGCCCGUACUGUGUGAGAUUCUGGGUUUUCUGUGUUACAGUCCAGUGUGUUCUUUAUCUCAGGGUAUGAAAGGGAAGCUGAAGGAUCUCCUCACAGCUCUUGGAAUUGUGCAGAUGUGUAUUGGUGUCCUCAAUAUUGCAAUGGGGAUUAUGUUUACAUGCACUGGAUUUUCCAUGUAUAUAACAGCCCAGGGUCCCUUUUGGCUUGGAAGUUUGUUCCUUUUAUCUGGAAUUCUGUGUAUUCUUGCAGUUAAGUUUCCCACUUCUUCUCUGUUGAUAAUGGGGAUAAUCAUGAAUGGAGUCAAUGUUGCACUGGUUUUCAUAACUAUGGUGGUGUAUACAGUGGACCUUACAAAUGGUCAUAAUGAAUACAGAGGAACCUGUGAUUAUUAUUCACGUUAUGAUUAUGGUUAUGGAACGCCUUCCCCUGAAGAAAGUAGGAGAAAAGAGAUGUGUCUGUCCUACAAGAAUGGGAUUAUCGUCAGCGGACUAGAAAUCAUGAUGAUGAUGUUGUCGGUCCUUCAGCUCUGUUUGGUGGAGGAUCCAGAACUUCACAAGCUGCUCCUGGAGGAUGCCAUUGCUGGUGCAGCAAGUUAG